Messenger RNA from Cyclopterus lumpus (lumpfish), 1700 nucleotides. RefSeq names its product receptor activity-modifying protein 3-like. Gene Ontology annotation, cellular component: signaling receptor complex; membrane; cell surface. Lineage: Eukaryota; Metazoa; Chordata; Actinopteri; Perciformes; Cyclopteridae. Gene Ontology annotation, molecular function: coreceptor activity. The transcript is spliced from 5 exons. Gene Ontology annotation, biological process: calcium ion transport; intracellular protein transport; receptor internalization. The coding region runs from base 512 to 1105 and encodes 197 amino acids. The record is from RefSeq and is a predicted model, not a curated record.
UUUUUUUAUAUAUCCAGUUCAUCCAGCUGGUCACUGCAGAUCUUUAAAGCCAAAUUAAAGCAAUAUUUCAAAUAUAAAACAAUUACUUGUGAAAGGUUUCACUUGUUGUAACAACGAGGCCACGAAUCAAUUUAAACUGCAGUAAAUCGCGAUGAUAUAAAUACUCACAUCUUCUCGCUGGUUCUGAGCUUCAGAGAAAGUACAUUUAAUGACGAGCAAACACAUGGAGGAAUAUGAAAAUGAAUAGUUAGCGGCACCUUUUGAUACGGCGACACAAACGGACGAGUCCUGAUUUAAAAAGUGUAGAAAGUAAAGCAGGUUUGUCUUCACGAGUCCUCUCCUCCCUCACCACCGCCUUGAAAGCAGCAGCAGAUCCGUAUCUCCCCUUCGUCCUCUUCCUCUUCCUCUUCCUCUUCCCUCAUCAGCUCAGGGGUGGGGCUUGUUUCAGGCGCCUCGGGGUCAGCGGCCGGCCUGGAAGGUUCCCGACGAUCCCCUCGCCGCUCUCUCCGCCAUGAUGCUGUACCUGCUCGUCGUCGUCCUCGGUAACGUGAACUCACAGACUCUGAGACAGGAGCUGAGCCCGGAGGACGGGAACCAAACGGCCACGGCGGCCGGCGCCGGAACGACGAAAGCCGGCGUGAACCUGACGCGUCUCCUCGAGGAGGAACCGGGAGUCAACCACACGUUCGUCACGGAAGACGACGAGAGGUUUCAGGACCAGGACCAAGAGUUCUGGGACAGUCGUUGCCAGGAGGAGGAGCUAAAGGAGCUCAGUCACAUCUACUGUGGGCAACGCUUCCACACGGACAUGGAGCCCGUCAGCCCGGAGGACCGGUGUGUGCUGGAAGAAGUCAUGAGGCCUUACAACGAACUGAUGCUCUGCUUGGAGCUGCUGUCUGAUUCGGCUGGCUGUUAUUACCCAAACCCCAUCACCGAGGACUUCUUCCUCUCCAUCCACUCAAACUACUUCCACAACUGCUCCAAGGAUGAUCUUCUGUUUGAGGACGCGCCUCACGAGCUGGUGGUCGCCCUCACGCUCGUCCCCGUGAGCCUCAUCCCCGUACUGGUUUAUCUGGUGGUUUGUAAAAGCGGUGUCAAAGAGUGAGUCGUGUUGCACUCUCAUGCUCCACUAAACCUCAACGUCAUCAUUAAAAGUUGAGAAUGAAGUUAUGGAGCAAACAUAAAUCUUUUUACUUUGCAUAUGUUUUUUUUGUUAUGUGUUUCGCUUUUAAAGGAGCAGUGUGUAGGACUUAGUGGCAUCGGGUGGUGAGGUUGCCUACACUGGCCCUUUAAAUAUAAAUUUAAACCCAGUUAGCCUAGCUUAGCAUAAUAUUAGCAUUAUAUAUUGAUUGUCUGUGAAUAAGAGCUUUAAUAUUUAGUGUGUUAAGUCUACGCUGGAAUAAAGCAGUGUCCGAAUACUUUUCUACUAUAUAAUAUAUAUAAAUACUAUAUAUACCUUUACAAGUAUGAUAUUGAGGAUUUCUAUUUUCAGUAAAUAAAGCAUGAUAUAUUUUCUACUUUAUGUCUUUGUGAGUUUGACCUUGCUGAGGACGAGCUAAAUAAUAACAAUAUAUUAUCUGGGUAGAUUUUAACAAUUUCUGCUCAAUAUUGACAUUUUUCUCCAUUUUCUAAAUCUUUACUUGUAACUUUCUACUUACUUUAUGAUAAUGAAUUCAUUUAUUUGUUAACAUAAAUCAGCC